This is a messenger RNA of Endocarpon pusillum Z07020, 816 nucleotides long. RefSeq lists its product as uncharacterized. Bases 1 to 816 code for a protein of 271 amino acids. NCBI's taxonomy places the organism in Eukaryota, Fungi, Ascomycota, Eurotiomycetes, Verrucariales, Verrucariaceae. The record is from RefSeq and is a predicted model, not a curated record. The transcript is spliced from 2 exons.
AUGGCGACAACCCGUGUCCUUCUUUUAGGCGGGCAUGGUAAGGUAUCUUUGCUUCUAACCAAUCUUCUGGUCAAAGAAGAGGGCUGGCAUAUUAGCUCUGUCAUUCGCAAUCCGAGUCAGCGAGAUGAGAUACUGGAGCUGGGGAAGGGACAGAAGGGGAACGUGGAUGUUGUUAUCGAAUCGUUGGAGGAUGUUCGAAGUGCUGAGCAGGCUAAGCAAGUCUUGAACAAAACAAAUCCUGACUACGUGGUCUUCUCUGCUGGGGCUGGUGGAAAAGGCGGCCCGUCACGGACAUACGCCAUUGACCGCGACGCCGCAAAGCAUUAUAUCAAAGCAGCCGUGGAGACACCAAGUAUUACCAAGUUCAUGAUAGUGUCGUACAUCGCUAGUCGAAGAAACCGCGCACCGUGGUGGACAGAUGAAGAUUGGGAGUCCGCGGAGCAUGUCAAUCGGGAGAUUCUGCCAGACUACUACAAAGCCAAGGUCGAGGCUGAUGAAUAUCUGGCGGCUCUUGCUAAGAAGCGUAACGAAAAGGACCCGCAAUUUCAGGCCAUAAACUUGCGGCCAGGCAGCUUGUCUGAUGAUCCAGCCACCGGAAAAGUGCUGAUGGGGAAAACGCCGUCCAGAGGGAAGGUUCGUCGAGGAGAUGUCGCAGCGGUCGCAGCGGCUCUGCUGAAGAGGAACGAUGCUAGCCGAUGGAUUGAUCUACUCGAAGGCGAUACGGAUAUUGGUACUGCUGUGGAGAACGUUAUCAAGAACAAAGUAGAUUGCAUUGAGGGAGAAGAUUUGGAUCGGAUAUACUCGUUGGCAGACUGA